AUGAAUAUAUUUUUUCGCGAGAAAUACAUAAAAUACGGAUGUUUUUUAAUGUAUUAGCUGAUGAAAUGUCCUGGGAAAGUGAAUUAAUACUACAAUUUACCUUAAUCGAUGCUGUUCACGCAAAUCAUUUAUUGAUAAAAUAUAAAAAAAUUUAACAAUAGUUUGCAAAUGUAAUUUUAAAAAUGUCUCUCUACUUUGAUACUCGGGUACAAAAUCCUGAAGCAUCCUCGGUCAGUACAUUUGUUUCGUGGCAUUUUAACCUGCCGUUUCUUGCGGUUGCUGCCUACUCUCAGGACAAGGGUGGAUUCGUAACGGUUUACGAUGACCAGGGUGAACUUUUACCAGAUGUAGAAACUUCCGGGCACUCUGUUGCUCAAGUCACUGCUUUAGCAUGGCACCCUGAAAGAAAAUGGUUAGCGGCUACGUGGGAAAGUGGAGAAUUAAGGAUAUGGGCAGGAGAUACAGGCUCCAGUGAGUUCAAUAUAAUAGUUACACCUCAUAGAGAUCCAGUGACAAUACUACAAUGGAGUCAGUAUGGUGGUCGACUGGUAUCGGGAGAUAUAGCAGGCUCAAUUGUAGUCUGGAAGUUAGAUGGAAGAGGACAAUUACUCAUGAUGUUUCAUCACGAAUUGAAACAGUCAUUAACUCAUAUUGCAUUCAAAAUUUCUCCUCCAAAACCUGGUGUUGAUAUGAGUGGACUAGCAAAAGCAGCAGUAGCAGGAGAUGAACGAGCACUAGACCUAUUCAGUUCUUGGCGACCAAGAACAGCAGCUCCUACUGCAGUAUCUAUUCAGCGAGACAAUCAUGCUUUUUAUAUUGGUACAGUCAAUGGCAUUGUUUAUUACAUUGACAAUCAAGGACAAUGUCUUCAAGUGCUGAAUAUGGAGGGAUCUGCUUUGCACUCUCUGCUUCACCAUCAAACCAGAGAGUCUCUAGUGAUUAUGAGCGAGGGUCUAAACAUUGGACACUUUCAAUGUGAUUCUGUUACUGGUCAUCUUACAGAAUUAACAAAAGUAAAACUCAGUGGCAGAAGUGAUACAACAAAAACUGGACCAUCCUUAUGUUGGGCUGGUAUAAAUACACUUGCAAUUCUAACAGGAGAACUGAUGGUAAGAAUGUGGGAUCUCCACACUGGAGAUACUUACGUCCUAACUCCAACAGAAAGUUCGAUUAGUGGAAGUUUAACUACACCAAAGGAAGUUUGUACCAGUUUAUCAUACUGCAAAACUAACGAUACACUGGCUGCUGGGAUAAAUUUAGGUACAAUAUACCUGUGGAAGCGUAAAAUUCGAGGCUUAGAAAGUGACGAAAACUCGUGGCCCACGUCACCGGAUUGUUGCUCCAUUCACGGUACAGUGAAGCAAAUAACAUGGGGCGCGAUACUACUUCGAAGUCCUUUAUUGGCCGUCAAUUGCGUUACGAAUGUCUAUAUUUUACAUCAGCAACCGAUGUGUGCAGCUUACAACGAUAGUGUUUGCGCUAGUCAAAUUAGUCCGUCACAGUUACUCAUUGAAAUGCAAGAACCUGCGGAACAGACAUUUACGUUGAAAACCGACAUUCAAGUGCAAGUGGUUGCGGUAAACAAAAAUUACGUUGCUGUUUCAUCCGGUAGACACAUCGCAGUCUACAAAGUCAGUGGAGACAUGCAGCCAACUGUACUGAUGAGCUUUGUUUGUGAUACUGAAAAAUUGUUAAUCCACGAUGCUGUUUUAAUAAUUUUAACGCCGCAGGUAAUUCAAUUACGAUCAAUCGAAGAAGGAACGAUAAUUCAAACUCUACCAACCCUUCCGGAAGAAGGCGAACCGAUUACAAUGGAAAUGACGGACGACUACUUAACAGUAGCGUCACUUAACGGUAUCUUAAAAAUUUGGGAUUUGAGCAAGAGAGAAGCCAAGCUGCAUACUAGAGCUAUGGCUACUUACGAGGCAAUUAGCGAUUUUGCUGAAAUUAUCGAGGCAAGAUGUAAUUCCGAUUGCAGAUAUGUUUCCAUUACCGUUGCUAUGGCUAAUCUGAUGCCAAGCUCUAUUUUGUAUGUUUGGGAUAUCGAGAGCGAUCAGAUUCACGAGUUUGAUUUUGCGGACGUUGAUAACGAUGAUGAAACGGCUUUAGCUACAAAAUGCAGAGGUAGAUUAGUGACGUCGCAUUGUUGGGAUAAUGAUGAUCCUCGAUUGCUUAUCUGCAGAGCUCAAAAGCCAGAAAGUUUGAAUUCGAAGUCAUCUAGCGAACUUACCGAUGAUCAUGAAAUUACAAACGUCGUAUUAGUUACAAUGUUUGCCACCUCCGAGUAUGGGAUUAUAGUUCAAGAUGUACGACCUGUAAAAGACGAUAAUUGCCGUCUUUUAGGUGUCCAAUCACCAUACAUCGUCAUACUCGAUUCGACGAAAACCAGCGGCAAUAAAACUGUCCGACUACUGAUGCGGGAUUUCGAGGAGCUUGGAGCUUGCGAUACAGCGAUCAAAAGGGCAAUACUUGAUUUUUGCUUUUACUUGAGCGUUGCUAAUAUGGACGAAGCUUUCAAGGCUAUAAAAACAAUACAAAACGAAGCUGUGUGGAAAAGUCUGGCAAAAAUGUGCGUAAAGACGAAACAACUAGACAUGGCAAUGCUUUGCUUGGGGCACAUGAAGCAGGCCAGAAGCGCACGUGCAUUGAGAGAAGCUGUACGAGAUAAUAGUUUGAGCUUGGAAGCGAAAAUCGGGAUACUCGCUGUCGAGUUGGAACUCUACACUGACGCAGAAAAAUUGUUUCGCGAAGCGAAAAGAUUGGAUCUUUUAGGUUCUCUGCUCGAAGCUCGAAAUCAAUUUAAAGAAUCGAUCGAGCUUGCGAGUAAUGAAAACAAGAUACGUGAGAAAACAAGUUACUACAACUACGCCAAAGCCCUCGAACUCGAAGGGAGAACGAAUGAAGCCAUCGAUAUGUACACUAAAGCCGAUUGCCACAGAUUCGAAGUACCUCGUAUGCUCCUCUCAACGCCCAGAGAGCUUCAAAACUAUCUUAACAACAGCGAUGACCUUGAAAUAAAGAACUGGCAUGCGCAAUACACCGAAUCAACUAAUGACAUGGAGACAGCAUUGAAACUUUACGAGCAAGCCAAGGAUACUCUUUCAAUGACUCGAUUACUCUGUUUCUUUAAUCGUGAAAGCGAUGCUUGCGAUAUGGUUACGAGGACCAAACAUGCGGCUUCUGCAUAUCAUCUAGCGGCGCAUUAUGAGUCAAGAAAUAAUAUCAGCCAAGCAGUUCACUUUUAUACGAUGGCUAAAGCUUACACAAAUGCUAUCCGAGUUUGCAAAGAGAACGACAUGCUCGAGGAAUUGUGGCCUCUGGCAAUGAUGGCACCAAGAGUCACACAGAUUGAUGUCGCUAAGUAUUACGAGGAUAUCGAUCAGGCGGAUAAAGCAAUAUUGCUGUACCAUAAAGCAGGUCUUUUGAAAAAAUCACUCGACCUGGCAUUCAAAAAACAACAGUAUAAUGCAUUGCAAUUGAUAAUAAUGGACGUGAAUGCUGACUCAGAUCCGGAGCUCAUUGAAAAAUGCGCUGAAUAUUUCGUGCAGAAUGCACAAAUAGAAAAAGCCAUCGAUUUGUUGGCCAGUAGUAAAAAGUAUAAUGAAGCAUUGACGCUUAUUCAUGACUACGAUAUUGUUCUCACCGAAGAACAAGCGGAAAAGAUGACUCUAGAGAAACCAGAAAAAGAUCUCGAAAAGGAGAGCGCUCGCAUAGCAAUUCUCGAAAAAAUCGGUGAUAUAGCAUUAAAUCAAGGCAAUUACCAUUUGGCUACGAAAAAAUUCACACAGGCAGGUAACAAGCUGCGAGCGAUGAAAGCCCUUCUAAAAUCUGGCGACACAGAGAAGAUUUGUUUCUUCGCGCAGGUCUCGCGUCAACGAGAAAUCUACAUAAUGGCUGGGAAUUAUUUGCAAUCACUCGACUGGCAGAAUCAGCCCGAUGUCUUAAAAAACAUCAUCAGCUUCUACACCAAGGGAAAGGCAAUGGAUUUGUUAGCAAAUUUUUAUGUUGCUUGUGCACAAGUAGAGAUUGAUGAAUUUCAGAAUUAUGAGAAAGCUCUUGAUGCUUUGAAUCAAGCUAGCAGAAAUUUAGCUGAAGUCACUGAUCCAAGAGAUAAGGAUAUGCAUAGGAGAGCUGUUGAAAUUGUGAAUAGUAGAAUGGCCACCAUUAAGCGAUACUUGGAGAUUAAAAAAUUAUUUGACAGAGGAGAAACGGAGACAGCAAUGACCCAUGUUCGUUAUCUGCUAGACUCACAAGGCAGCGAUCUCGAGCAGUCAAUUCGUCGUGGCGACUUGUUUGCCAUAGUAACACAACACUACGCGAAUAUAGGAGAUUUAGACAAAGCGCGAGCUUCAAUUGAAGAAUUAAAACGAUUAGUGCCUGGUAUUAAUUUAAGCUACUAUUACAAUGUAAAUUUGCUCGAAAAGUUAGGUUUUAAAUUACACAUUGAAAAAGAAGAAUCAUCUGACCGAGAAGAUGAUAUUGAGGAGUUAUUAGGAGAGUAAUAUAUAAUGAAACUGUAUGUGACAUUUCAUUAAUCACAGUAACUGUUCCGUCCAUAAAGUAUUAAAUAAAUUUACUUAGA
Molecule: messenger RNA, 4582 nt
Organism: Phymastichus coffea
Lineage: Eukaryota; Metazoa; Arthropoda; Insecta; Hymenoptera; Eulophidae
Gene: rempA
Product: intraflagellar transport protein 140 homolog
Exons: 15
Coding region: 183-4502 (1439 amino acids)
Biological process (GO): intraciliary retrograde transport
Cellular component (GO): ciliary basal body; axoneme; intraciliary transport particle A
Molecular function (GO): protein binding
Source: RefSeq, a predicted model, not a curated record